Messenger RNA from Nannospalax galili (Upper Galilee mountains blind mole rat), 1446 nucleotides. It is a transcript of the gene Snapin, whose product is annotated as SNAP associated protein. Lineage: Eukaryota; Metazoa; Chordata; Mammalia; Rodentia; Spalacidae. The record is from RefSeq and is a predicted model, not a curated record. Gene Ontology annotation, molecular function: SNARE binding. Bases 48 to 458 code for a protein of 136 amino acids. The transcript is spliced from 4 exons. Gene Ontology annotation, cellular component: synaptic vesicle; BLOC-1 complex; BORC complex. Gene Ontology annotation, biological process: lysosome localization; endosome to lysosome transport; lysosome organization.
UUUCCCGGCGACCUUCGCGGCAGGCUCAGGCGUCAGGGCAGAUCGUCAUGGCUGGGGCUGGUUCUGCUGCUGUGUCGGGGGCAGGGACCCCAGUGGCCGGGCCCACGGGCCGCGACCUCUUCGCCGAGGGGCUCCUGGAGUUCCUGCGGCCGGCUGUGCAGCAGCUGGACUCCCACGUGCACGCCGUCAGAGAAAGCCAGGUAGAGCUCCGGGAACAAAUUGACAACCUAGCUACAGAACUGUGUCGAAUCAAUGAGGAUCAGAAGGUGGCCCUGGAUCUGGACCCCUAUGUUAAGAAGCUGCUUAAUGCCAGGCGACGAGUUGUCUUAGUCAACAACAUUCUACAGAAUGCCCAGGAACGGCUAAGGCGAUUAAGCCACAGUGUUGCCAAGGAAACAGCCAGAAGGAGAACAAUGCUGGAUUCAGGAGUUUAUCCUCCCGGUUCUCCAAGCAAGUAACAGCAUGGGCCUGUGACCUGAGUGUACAAGCAACCAUUCCCCAGCUGCCUUGUUUUGACAGACAUCAAAGGAGUCCAGGAAACAGUUCCUUUAGACCUUGGGACAAAAAGGGUGCCCUUUGGUUUCUGUUUGAAGUACUUAUUUAUGUAGUUGCCUCAAGAAACCUACGACAGGACUAAUUUCCUAAAGGACAUAUAUCCUAGCUUUUGCUUCCAAGAAUGGGCCUCUACUUUGUUUCUUGAGACAAGGUCUCAAACAUGAGGUCCUCUUGCCUCAGCCUCCUGAGUGUUGGGAUUAUAGGCGUAUGCCACUGUGUCUGGUUCAGGUCUCUAUACUCCCUUCCCCCCUGGAAUUUUUAAAUAGAUGAGGCAUCACAUGGUAGAAAAUUCAGAAAACAUCAAAGAUUUAGGGAAGAAAAUAAACUUCCACUCCUUCCCUACUUAUCAACACAGUUCCUUUCUGGGAGGAAUAACCUUCCCUAUGUAUUUUAAAUCCUCCUAGCCAGCACAACUCUUGCUUAUUACUGCUUCCUGGCCCCAGGAGAGCAUGAUACACGAGGGACCCAAAGUCAAGAGCAGAAACCCCAAGCCUUUUUUUUUUUUUCUUUCCCCCCAAGACAGUAUCUUUAUCUAUAGCUCUGGUUGGCCUGAAACUUGCUAUGUAGACCAGACUGGCUUUGACCUCAGUGAUCUGCUUGCCUCUGCCUCCCCAGUGCUGGGAUUGAACAUGGGUGCCACCACACCUGACCAAGCCUUUGUUUUUCUAGAGCUACAUAUUUGAAUCCUCUUUUUUCAGCCUAGUUAACCAGUGUCGAGCGUCCAUGUUACUAGGACCUAGGCAAGUUGUCCUCUGCCUGAUUGCUGCUUCGUUUACAUUGAGUACUUAGAGAAGGCAGGCAAUUCAAGGUGAUUGAUCUAACCUCUUACUGUCCUAGAUUGAGCAUAUUAACAGUAUUAAGAGUUAAUUCAAUAAAUGCUUGUAUUAGGGU